This is a messenger RNA of Heterobasidion irregulare TC 32-1, 1521 nucleotides long. RefSeq lists its product as uncharacterized. The transcript has 5 exons. The annotation marks the transcript as partial. Lineage: Eukaryota; Fungi; Basidiomycota; Agaricomycetes; Russulales; Bondarzewiaceae. Gene Ontology annotation, molecular function: protein binding. The record is from RefSeq and is a predicted model, not a curated record.
UCUCACCCUGCAUAUGGUGAGAUCGCGAAGCUGUCAGGGUGGUUCAUCAUCCGAGACUGUAUCUGGCGCGAGUUCUUUCACGUCAUGAAUAGCAAGUCUGAGGACUUGCACCGUCUCUCAGUCACAUUUUUUGACCGCUUUGGGAAUAUCCGCCCGGGGAUUGUACACGACAAUUACCACAAAGGUCUCGGCACAUGGGGCGAAGAGCUCAAUGAUGGAAGGCUAGUUCAUAUUAAAGAUAUAAAAGUCAAAGACGAGCUUAAGCAUACAGGAGUCGAUUCUCUCUGUUUGGACUCUUUCCUGAAAUCUGUGCAUGUAGACGCACAAACCUUUGUCUUUUUCUCUCCCGGUAAAAGGCUCCCGGAGGGCCCCCUGAAGGAGCUGUACGACCGGCAGACUGAAUUGUUCAGAAAGUUUCAUUUCCGCCGCGUUGGGCGUACAAUGUACCUUGGGUACUGCCCAAACAAGGAGCACCCGUCGCGCCAGGUAGCUGCAGCUGAUGACAUCGGCGACUUCCAUACCCGUCCAGAAGGUGCCGAAGCUCAGACCACUCAUUGCACAUCCUGGGUACGUGAUGAAUGGCGAGAAAACCUCGACGAAGCCGGGAUGAACGUAUGCAUCCAUGCCACUCACGCUAUGGCUCCCACUCUGGUGCAUGAACAGGACGAUCUCGGCUACACACCUUUGCAUAUCGCGGCGUCCUUGGGUAAUGUGAGAGCGGUGCAGGAUCUCAUCGCGCUUGGAGUUGAGGAAGACCUUGCGAAGCGAGACUACGGAGACGGAAGGACGCCGCUCGAGGUUUGCAUGAAGCAGGCGUGCGAUUCGAAGGAGAAGCAAGAAACCUAUGUCGAGCUAGACACAGACUACCUUCGAGUUCAGUGGCUUUUACAGCAAGCGAUGGGAUAUCCAGGUCUCGAGAACGAGGUUCUGUACGUGCGCAAACGCAAGUUCGGAUGCACGUGCGAACAAUGUGAAGAUGGCUGGCUGAGCCCCCGUAUGAGGUUUCGGUUGUAUUCAUACGACUUGACGAGUUUUAGCUUCAUACAAUUCCCUUGCGGUCCAGAGGAUGCACGGUUCGACCUCAUCCUUCCAUAUCUCCCUGUCCCUCUCCAGCAGUAUGUGACGAAAUCGUUCUACAAUGGCUACCGCACGCUCUUCAAGGCCAUCUCCGCGACUCUCAGUAACACACAGCCCGAAAUUUCCAGCAUCCCAACUCGUCAGAACCUCCUUGACCAACUGAACCUAUCCGCUCCUGUUCCAAGUGGCCUGGACAUCUUGAGCGCCAAUCACUAUCUCGAAAAGCAGGGUAAGGUGGAGUAUGCGCUCAAUUGCGUCCUCAGCUGCGCGACCGAUCAAAGCCCGUUGGGCGAUUACACUUUCGAUGGGAUGUGGGAUAACGAUGAAGAUGAGGACCGCGACUACCUUGAUCUUCCGAAGUGUGCGAACGACCUCAAUAUCAGGCAAGUUAGCGUCAAGUUAGGUUUGGCUUCGUUGCCUCGUGGGGGAUCCUGUGAAAUCUAG